AUGGGUAAUUGUCCAACAACGCCAAGUGAGUUUGCUUCGAGCAGUCUUGAUCCAUUGUGUAAUGGUGAACGAAUGUGGACAACAUUUUUGUUCUCAUCAUUAUUUACACUUUUUGGCGGAUGGUUUAUAAUUCUUAUAUAUGAUUUUAUGAAAAUGUUACUCAUAAAACGACGUCGAUCCAGAUUUAUUGCAACAUGUAAACAUUACAGCCGUGUGAAUGAAUUUUCUAUAAGACGACAGAGUUUACCAUGGACAGCUCCUGAUCGAGGAAAUGAAGAAUUAAGUGAAGAUUACUUUAGUUGGUUACAAGCAAUUAAAGAAUGGGAAAAUAAUCUAAUAUCAGGUCAAACAAAAAUGGGAAAAACAUUGGUUGGAGUCGUAUUCAUUUGUAGUAUUGCAUCAUUAAUACUCUAUUUUGUCGAUACAAAAAAUGCGUACAUUGAAUCAUGUACUGAAUUUAGUAAAUCUUUCACAAUGCAAGCUGACCUUGGUCUUAAUGUUCUUUUCUUGGUUUAUUUUUUUCUUCGAUUUACUGCUUCACAACAUAAACGACGAUUUUGGUUUAGUUUAUAUUCAAUUGUUGAUAUGUUUACUAUUCCACCAUCAUUUGUUGCCUUAUAUCUUAAUCGAAAUUGGAUAGGCUUUCGAUUUCUUCGAGCAAUACGUAUUAUGAAUACUCCAGAUAUUCUUCAAUAUAUGGGUUUAAUUGAACGACCACGAACUAUACGUAUUGUCCAAUUAGCAUCCCGGUUUAUUGCUGUUUGGGUUGCCGCUGCUGGUGCAGUCCAUUUAGCCGAAAAUUCAGGAGAUUUUUUCUGUAAUUUUCAAAAUGCUCAAGAAUUAGAUGUAUUUAAUGCAAUUUAUUUUAUGAUUGUUACAAUGACAACAGUUGGUUAUGGAGAUGUUUUUUGUAAGACAUAUAUUGGAAAACUCUUCAUGCUUAUGUUUCUAAUCGGUGGAUUGGCAUUUUUUGCAACAAUGAUUCCAGAAUUUUCGAGUUUGUUUGGAUCAACUGGACAAUAUUCCGGUCGUUAUCGAAUUGUAAAAGGCAAACAACAUGUCAUAAUCUGUGGUCAUAUCACACCUCAUUCAAUGACAACAUUUCUACGUGAUUUUUUACAUAAAGAUCGUGAUCAAGCUGAAGAACUUGAUAUUGUUAUAAUAAAUAAAAAAACACCGGAAAUCGAAAUGGAAGCAUUAUUAAAACGGUAUUAUACGAAAGUACAAUAUUUUGUUGGAACUGUAAUGAAUGUUGCUGAUUUACAUCGAAUUCAAGUUAAUAAAGCAACAGCAUGUUUAAUAAUUGCUGAUAAAGAAUGUCCAGAUCCAGAUGGUGAUGAUUCAGCAAAUAUAAUGCGAGUAAUUAGUUUAAAAAAUUUUAAUCAACGUAUUCGAGUUUUAUUACAAUUGCUUCAAUAUAAAAAUAAAAUGAAUGUUGCUUCAAUACCAGGUUGGAGUUCAAAAGAUGGUGAUGAAAUAAUCUGUAUUGCUGAAUUAAAACUUGGUUUAAUUGGAAUGUCUUGUGCUGUACCAGGAUUUUGUACAAUGAUGACAAAUAUUUUUCGAAUGUCAGCAUAUAAAACUCGUCAAUCACAAGAAUUGACUCAAGCUUGGCAUUGGCGUGAAUUGUAUCAUCGAGGUGCAGCUAUGGAAAUGUAUCUUGAAGAAUUACCACGUUCAUUCCAAGGAAAAACAUUUAUCGAAGCAGCUUUAAUUUGUUUUAAACUUCGAGUUAUGUUAUUAGCUGUUGAAAUCAAACAUGUAGAUGAUAAUGGAAAUACAAGAUUAAUUGUUGAAGUUGCACCAAAAGAUGAUUGUAUUAUUCUUAGUGGUACACGUGCUUUUAUGGUUUGUAGUUCAAGUGAAGAUGCCAAAAGAGUGAAAUUUUAUUGUGCUGUUUGUUAUCCAAAUGUCGAUCAAUUAACAGUAGCACAGUUAAAACGAAUGAGAAGAUGUCGUCAUACGAUUGUUGCUGAUGAUGUUGCCCCAAUGGAAACACUUGCAGAAAGUCAACUUUCAAUCGGAAAAGAAAAAUCUAAAAAUAAUAUUGUGCGUUUACUUGAAGGGGAUGUUCGUCGUCCUUUACUUAUAUGUCAGUCAGAACCAACAGAUACAGUUUCAUUAACACAUAGUGAACCACCUACGGAUGAAAAUAUGUCGAGCUUUGAUUCGACUGGAAUGUUUUAUUUUGUACCACCACGACGUAUUGAAGAAGCAGUUCUCCAUAUGGAAUCACUUCGUGAACGUCGUCUUGCAUUUCGUCGACAGAAUACAGUAAAAGAUGGUAAACCAUUCGAUUAUCAACGAUCACACUUCGUACCACCGACACAUCCAGUUCGUUUUCAAGAUCAUGUUAUUGUGUGUCUUCAUGCUGAUCAUUCAUCACCUACAAUUGGUUUACGAAAUUUUGUUAUGCCUCUUCGUGCUAGUUCAUUUCAUCGUAAUGAAUUACCAAUAAUUAUAUUUGUUACAGAUCUUGAUUAUAUUAAACAUGAAUGGGAUAUGAUUGCAACAUUUCCUGAUAUCUAUAUUCUUAAUGGUUCGCCAAGUAAUCCAUAUAAUUUACAAUUAAUAUGUAUUCAAGAUUGUCGUCAAUGUGUUAUUAUAUCAACAUUAGAUCGUGAUAAUCAAGAUACAUAUUUAGUUGAUAAAUCAUCUGUACUUUGUACAUUAAAUAUACGACAAAUAGAAAUGAAAUCAGCUGGAUUUGUUUCAGUGAUGAAUUUAACUGGACAAAGUACACUUGAUAUGCAUACAAAUCAAACUAUGGCUUUACUUCAAAAUAAAAUUCGAACAUUAACAACAUUAACAAUUGAUUCAAAUGUUCAAUAUGUUGAACAAGGUGAUACUGAUGAAGUUGAUUUAGAAUUCUAUUUAACAACACCAUUUGCAUCUGGUGCUGCAUUUGCUGAUAGUGUUCUUGAUUGUAUUUUAAGUUGUGCUUAUUACAAUGAUAAUGCGGUUAAUUUACUUCGAAAUAUUUUAACGGGUGGUGUUGAUGUACAAUUAGAAGAAAUUUUAGCUGAAGGUGGUGGUUUUACACAAUGUGAAUCAACAGAUAUAUUAAAAAAACGAAAUCGUGCUCGAGUUGCUGUUUUAGAAAUUCGAGAAUUAAUACCAGAUAUUGAUAUACGAACAACUCCAGUUACUUUUAGUGUGUUAUUUUGUGAAGCUAUUCAGCGUUAUCAGAUGAUUGUUAUGGGUAUUUAUCGUUUAUUAGAUGUACUUCUUCGAAAUGAUCCAACAGCUAAUAUCAAUCGUUUAACUGGUGGUCAUAAACGUAUUGUUCUCUGUUAUCCACCCUAUAACUAUCAUAUGGAUCCAUCGGAUAUGAUUUAUGUAAUGCAACAAUCUCGACCGCAUAAUGAUCAAUUUUCACGACAAAACUCUGAAUCUAUCUCGCAAAUUCGAUAA
Molecule: messenger RNA, 3414 nt
Organism: Adineta steineri
Lineage: Eukaryota; Metazoa; Rotifera; Eurotatoria; Adinetida; Adinetidae
Source: the annotation of a GenBank genome assembly